AUGUCGCUGAAAUUAGAAACGGAGCGAAGCAAGACCUGGAAAGAUUUUGGCGAUGGCGUGCCUUGUGUAUUAGGUAUUGAUGAGGCUGGUAGAGGACCAGUUCUCGGCCCAAUGGUCUACGCGGCCGCAAUUUCUCCAAUGGAUCAAAACGCAGAGCUCAAAGCUCUAGGAGUUGACGAUUCAAAAGCGUUGAAUGAAGCAAAAAGAGAAGAGAUUUUCGAAAAAAUUAAUAACGACGAAGAAAUCCAACAAAUCGUUGCCUAUGCCAUCCGUUCGCUGUCUCCAGAACUCAUCAGUUCUUCAAUGCUCAAAAGACACAAAUAUUCGCUAAAUGAGGUGUCUCACGACGCAGCGAUCGCGCUGAUUCGUGACGCUUUCGCUUGCAAUGUCAACGUCGUGGAGAUCAAAGUGGACACCGUCGGCCCAAAAGCCACGUAUCAAGCCAAGCUCGAGAGACUAUUCCCUGGAAUUUCGAUUUGUGUCACUGAAAAAGCCGAUUCCCUGUUUCCAAUCGUCAGUGCCGCAUCAAUCGCAGCGAAAGUCACCAGAGACACUCGCCUGAGAAAUUGGGAGUUCAAAGAGGAAAAUAUCAAAGUUCCAGAGAACGGAUUCGGAAGCGGCUACCCUGGGGAUCCAAACACGAAGAAGUUCCUUCAGCUCAGUGUUCACCCGAUUUUCGGAUUCUGUUCGCUAGUACGCGCGUCGUGGAAGACUGCCAGCGCGAUCGUCGAGAAGCGGUGUGUUCCUGGAUACUGGGAGGAUGAUGAGGAGGAAGGGAAGCCACAGAACAAGAAGAUGAGUGUAUGGCUACAACCGAAGGAAGGAACAGAGGUGGCACCGAAGAGAAACGUCUACUUUAAAGAGAGGCAUAUGAAGAACGUUGUGUCGUUUUAG
Caenorhabditis briggsae is the source of this 894-nucleotide messenger RNA. It is a transcript of the gene Cbr-rnh-2, whose product is annotated as Protein CBR-RNH-2. Gene Ontology annotation, biological process: DNA replication, removal of RNA primer; mismatch repair. The coding region runs from base 1 to 894 and encodes 297 amino acids. Gene Ontology annotation, molecular function: RNA-DNA hybrid ribonuclease activity; RNA binding. The record is from RefSeq and is a predicted model, not a curated record. The transcript has 2 exons. Gene Ontology annotation, cellular component: ribonuclease H2 complex. Lineage: Eukaryota; Metazoa; Nematoda; Chromadorea; Rhabditida; Rhabditidae.